UGUUCAUUAUUGCCAUACUAAUUUCUUCUUCUUCUCGCUUUCUCACACAAAAGUUUCAAUCUUUGUUGGUUUUGCUCGAUACGAUAGGAUAUUUAUUUUCUUUUGUUUGUAAAUAUGACCUAUAAAUUUUUUUUGUUAUAUAGAUUUAAAUACUACACCUUAAAAUUAAUGUCUCUAGUGGCACACUGCAACUACAUUCUUAAUCCUACCAAACACCAGCUAAUUCUGUCUCAACAGUGUCACCUACCACCAUCACCACCACCAACGAGAACAACAACAGCUAUUUCAAGUUCUCUUCCACCCUUUUCUUUUUCACUUUUCUAAUUCUUCUUCACUCACUAACAUGGCGCCCUCAACCCCUCAAGUCAUCACCUGCAAAGCUGCAGUGGCAUGGGGAGCUGGGGAGCCACUGGUGAUGGAGGAAGUGGAAGUGAGCCCUCCCCAACCAAUGGAGAUUAGGAUUAAGGUUGUCUCCACCUCUCUCUGCCGCAGUGAUCUCUCUGCUUGGGAAUCUCAUGCCAUAUUUCCUCGCAUAUUUGGCCAUGAAGGAUCAGGGAUUGUUGAGAGUGUGGGACUGGGAGUGACUGAAUUCAAAGAGGGUGACCAUGUGCUAACAGUAUUCAUUGGAGAAUGCAUGACAUGCAGACAGUGUACAUCUGGAAAAAGUAACAUUUGUCAAGUUUUAGGAUUGGAAAGAAGGGGUUUAAUGCACAGUGAUCAGAAGACACGCUUCUCAGUAAAAGGGAAGCCUGUUUAUCAUUAUUGCGCUGUUUCAAGUUUCAGUGAAUAUACAGUAAUCCAUUCCGGAUGUGCAGUGAAAGUCAGCCCCCAUGCACCUCUUGAGAAAAUUUGCCUUCUGAGCUGUGGGGUUGCUGCAGGUCUGGGUGCAGUAUGGAAUGUUGCUGAUGUGUCAAAAGGAUCAACUGUGGUGAUUUUUGGUCUUGGAACUGUAGGCCUAUCCGUUGCUCAAGCCGCAAAACUAAGAGGUGCAUCUAGAAUAAUUGGUGUUGACAACAACCCACAGAAGUGUGAAAAUGCUAAGGCUUUUGGGGUUACAGAAGUUCUUGACCCGAAUUCCUGUGAAGAACCUAUUGCUCAGGUUAUUAAGCGGAUUACUGAUGGUGGAGCAGAUUUCUCUUUUGAAUGUGUCGGUGACACUGAUAUGAUAACCACUGCAUUGCAGUCAUGCUGUGAUGGAUGGGGUUUGACUGUAACACUUGGGGUGCCAAAGGCAAAACCUGCGAUGUCAGCUCAUUAUGGACUACUACUGAUGGGAAGAACAUUGAAAGGAUCUCUAUUUGGAGGUUGGAAACCAAAAUCUGAUCUUCCUUCGUUAGUAGAGAAGUAUGUCAACAAGGAAAUCCAGAUUGAUGACUACAUAACACACAAUUUGCCAUUUCAUGACAUCAACAAAGCUUUCAAUCUCAUGAAGGAAGGAAAGUGUCUGCGUUGUGUUAUCCACAUGCCAAGAUAAUACCUUCAGUUUCUUUCUUUAUUUUUUUCCAAAAAAAGAGUUAUUGCAGAAAUCAGUGCCCCAUAGAAUGUAGAAACUUCUUUGCAUAGAUAUCAUUGAACAUUGAUGAGAGUUGAAUCUUGUAAUAACAAUAUUGAUUAUGCUAAUUUUUGUCUUCGCUCAACUAUAAAAAUUUACAUAUGCUAAAUAAUGUGACGUUGUAUUUGUAUACAGUGCAUUUCUACCUUGUAAUACACUAUAGCCCAUCUUGAAAAGUUGUUACAUUACAUCCUUAAGAAACAAGGUGAUCUCAAUUAUGGAAGGCCAUAUUAAUGUA
Vigna unguiculata (cowpea) is the source of this 1790-nucleotide messenger RNA. Its product is annotated as GroES-like zinc-binding dehydrogenase family protein. Gene Ontology annotation, molecular function: zinc ion binding; S-(hydroxymethyl)glutathione dehydrogenase [NAD(P)+] activity; alcohol dehydrogenase (NAD+) activity. Lineage: Eukaryota; Viridiplantae; Streptophyta; Magnoliopsida; Fabales; Fabaceae. The record is from RefSeq and is a predicted model, not a curated record. Gene Ontology annotation, biological process: formaldehyde catabolic process. Gene Ontology annotation, cellular component: cytosol.